Molecule: messenger RNA, 3033 nt
Organism: Rotaria socialis
Lineage: Eukaryota; Metazoa; Rotifera; Eurotatoria; Philodinida; Philodinidae
Source: the annotation of a GenBank genome assembly
AUGACAAUGAGCGCAAUUGAAUUUGAGGAGCCUGAUCAAGGUGUAGGUGACUUCGUUCUUUUACCUGAAAUUACAAUGGAUGCCUUUGUUGAAAAUCUUAAACUACGUUUUGAGAAAAGACGUAUCUACACAUAUAUCGGCGAAGUAGUUGUGAGUGUGAAUCCUUAUCGUGAAUUGUCAUUAUAUAGACCAGAAUAUAUAACAAGUUAUAAAGGCUGUGAAUUCUUCGAACGACCCCCACAUAUAUUCGCUCUGGCGGAAGCCGCAUAUCGAACAUUAAAGCAACAAUCGUCGAAUAGUUGUAUUGUCAUUUCUGGUGAAUCUGGUUCGGGUAAAACUGAAGCAUCGAAAAUAAUUCUUCGUUAUAUAGCAGCAGUAACAAACGUAGAAAAACAAGCCGAAAUUCAAAGAAUAAGUAAUAUUCUUAUUCAAACAAAUGUUAUCCUUGAAACAUUUGGAAAUAGUCGAACAAAUCGUAAUGAUAACAGUAGUAGAUUCGGUAAAUAUAUGGAUUUAAAUUUUGAUUGUAAAUUCGAUCCAAUCGGAGGAAAAAUUCAACAUUAUCUACUUGAAAAAUCUCGUGUUGUUAAACAACAAUUAGGCGAAAGAAAUUUCCAUUCAUUUUAUCAAUUAUUAUCCAAUAAAAAGUCACUUCAAGACUAUGGACUUUAUCUUAAACCGGAAAAUUAUUACUAUAUUAAUCAAGGACAAUGUUGUCAAGUCGAUAGAAUAGACGAUCGACAAUAUUAUCAACAAGUCAUAGAAGCAUUUAAUAUUGUUGGUUUUACGCAAGAUGAAAUAUCAAUCAUAUGGAAAAUAAUUGCUGCUAUCCUACACCUUGGAAAUUUAACAUUUGCUGAUGUUGAUGGUGAACAUUGCUCAAUCGUACGAGUCAAUGAUCAAACUGAUCCACUACAAUGGAUAUCGAAACUUUUAGAAUGCGAACCGUCCGACAUAUCAUCAGCAUUAACUUCACGUGUAGUUGCAGCACGAAAUGAAGUUUUUCAAACUCGACAAACUAUCCUACGAGCUUAUUAUGGGCGUGAUGCGUUAAGUAAGGCUUUAUAUGAACGUCUGUUCGAAUGGCUUAUCAAAUAUAUCAAUAAAACCCUAUCUCAAGACGAUAACAAGCGAAUAGAAAAUUCACGUAUUAUUGGUGUACUCGACAUAUAUGGUUUUGAAGUAUUUGAAAAUAAUAGUUUUGAGCAAUUAUGUAUAAAUUAUUGUAACGAGAAAUUGCAACAAUUAUUUAUUGAACUUGUGCUGAAACAGGAACAAGAUGAAUAUGAAAGUGAAAAUAUUACUUGGCAACAUAUUGAUUAUUUUAAUAAUAAAAUAAUUUGUGAUCUUAUUGAACAGCCACGCAUCGGGAUUUUCGCAUAUCUUGAUGAGGCGUGUCAAAUCGUAGGAACAGUUACUGAUGAUAUGUUUCUUAAAUCAAUAAAUACAGCAUUUAAAAAUCAUAAUCAUUAUUCCAGUUGGAACUUGACCCCCGGUGAUAAAAUAUGGAAAAAUAUUGAUACUAAUAAGCUUUUUCUUGUUCGUCAUUAUGCCGGUGACGUUGCUUAUUCAGUUGAUGGAUUUUUAGAUAAAAAUCGUGAUACUUUAUUUGAUGAUUUUAAACGUUUAUUAUUCAAUAGUAAAAAUGCAAUAUUAUCUUCUAUGUGGCCAGAUGGUGAAAAAAGUAUUACGGCUGUAACACGACGACCAUUAACAGCAGCAACUAUAUUUCGAAAUUCAAUGAUAAACCUAUCGAAUCUUCUUUCAUCAAAACAACCAUUCUAUAUUCGAUGUAUAAAACCAAAUGAUGAAAAAUCUCCAAAUGUUUUCGAUCUAACGCGUAUUCAACAUCAAAUCGGAUAUUUAGGUUUACUUGAAAAUGUUCGUGUACGUCGAGCAGGUUUCUGUCAUCGAGUACCAUACGAUCGAUUCGUUCAACGAUAUAAAAUAAUCGAUUGUGUUCGAGCAAAUUUAUAUCCAAAUGGACCAUUCAAUAAAGAAAGCGUUGCUUAUAUAUGCAUGGAACUCGAUAUUAGUAAUGAUGUUGUUUAUGGAAAUACAAAAUUAUUUAUUCGAAAACCAAUUUCAUUAUUUCAAUUAGAAAAAAAACGAACAGAAGGUUUACAACCGAUAAUUACAAUGCUGCAAGCACAUUUACGUUCAUCGAUACAAUAUAGGAAAUUUCGUCGUGAAAAUUCAGCAAUUAAAAUACAAAACUACUAUCGCAGAUAUCGUAUUCGAACCUAUAUAAAUCAAAUUAAUGAGUUAUUCAAUAAACAUCUUGGUAAAAAUAUAAUCUGGCCAAAACCAAGUUCACGUAGUUUAAAGACGAUUCAUAAUCUAUUCAAACAAAUAUAUCAACGAUGGCGUAUUUACAAAAUACAACAACAAUUACCAAUUGAGCAAAGAGCUACAUUUGAAUUGAAAUUACAAACUGGUAAAUAUCUUCAACAGCGAUCAUCAUUUUUCGAUAUCAAUAUUUAUCAAGAAUGGAAAGGAGAUUAUCUAAAUUUGUUAGAAGAAAAUCCACGUUUAAAUGAAUAUAAAAAAUCUAUCAAUGAAUUACGUACGAAAGAUAAGUUUGAUAAAAUUAUCUUUUCUACAUAUGCUAUUAAGUUAAAUAGUCAUAUUAAAAUGGAUGAACGUGCUAUUGUUCUUACAGAUAAAUGUAUCUAUAAACUUGAUCAAAAAAAACAUUUUCAUGUAAAAAAAACUCCUAUUCCAGUCGAUGAGAUUAUUGGUUUGAGUGUGACAUCGGGAAAAGAACAAUUAAUUGUUAUUCAUCUAAUGUCAAAACAUGAUUUAGUAUUUUAUAUGCUAACAAAAAUGGAUCGUGUUGGAGAAUUUGUUGGCUAUAUGGCUAAAAUUAAAGAAAAAUCUACCGAUUUUUCUGUUGAUGUACAACGUUAUGUUUCGACCAACAUUUCUAAACAUCAAUAUGUUAUUAAUAUUAUUUGGGAUCAUGUAAGCAAAGUUGAAUUUCGUAAAGGUUCAAAUAAUAAUAUUUCAUUGGUAUUACCCGAGGAACGAUGA